Papaver somniferum (opium poppy) is the source of this 3533-nucleotide messenger RNA. Its product is annotated as probable sucrose-phosphatase 1. The transcript is spliced from 18 exons. Gene Ontology annotation, biological process: sucrose biosynthetic process. The record is from RefSeq and is a predicted model, not a curated record. Gene Ontology annotation, molecular function: sucrose-phosphate phosphatase activity; magnesium ion binding. Lineage: Eukaryota; Viridiplantae; Streptophyta; Magnoliopsida; Ranunculales; Papaveraceae. The coding region runs from base 2122 to 3399 and encodes 425 amino acids.
AUGUAUUUAACAAUAAUAGCCAUGGAGCUGGAAAUGUUACGAUUGCUGGUUUUGCUGGUGGUGGUUAUGGUGGAACAGUGCUAAUUUAUAAAUUUCAUCAAUACAAACUUGUCAUGAUUGUGGAAAUCAAGCCAAGAAAGAUUGUAGUUGUAGAGCUUCUUGCGAGGGCCUUGGGUAUAAUUGUUCUACUCAUAUCAAGAGUAUUUGGGUCUCAGCGUCGUGAUCCUCAGUUGAUUUCUCUGUUAGGAAAUGAUGAUCAAGAACAAGGUGAUGUUGGUGGUGGACUGCAUCUCAUACUUCUAUUUAUAAUACUACUCCACCUAGAAGUUUUGGUACCAGCUCUAGUCACCGUCACCAAGAUGCAAGUUUUCGAGAAGCAUAACCUAAGCAAGUCCGAGCACCAGCAGCAUUUAAGUGUGUACGUGUGACACCAACUGGGGUGGGAUGGGGAAAACGAAUAGGACACUAUUGUAAAGAUUGGUGGGCAUGUCAGAAGGAUUUCUGUACAAUAGAUGAGUAGUGGUAGUGAAGGACUCCCAAACAUAUCCGGGUAGUGGAAGAAACCCACCUUCUUCAUCACCAAUUAUCGAUCAUUCUGAUGUACACGGUGGAGGUGUGAGCAGAUUGCUUGGAUCUGGAGUUAACCUUCCGAAGGACUCCAAGGAGGCACUGAACCUCCAGCAUGCUGAACAUGAGAUAAGGGCAGAAGCUACUACAGAGGGCAAUGCUUUGUUUUCCAUUUCAAAAUGGAGUACGGCGAUGGUUACCAACAAUCUCAGAGUACUAAAGAUGAGACUGCCUUCUCUUUGAUGUAGAUGAUACUCUUUAUCUUUUUAGUUCUGGUUUGUCAGCCAGUUGCACCAAAAAAUAAAUAAAUAGGAGAUUAUAUGCAUGAAAAGCUUGGCAUAGAGAGAAAAAUCCCUGAAAUGUGCAAUUUUCUCUACCAGACAUGGUACAAAAAUGGCCGGGCUUAGAGCUAUUUGUUAUUAUUUCGACUGUGAUGAAUACCACAUCUUUGUUUACCCUAGAUUAACAUACGGGGAUCUCAAUUCAGACCCAGUUCUAAGAAGCCUUCUAUUAAGCUUACCUUAUCGUAAAGUUAUUUUCACAAACACAGAUAAGAUCCAUGCAGCUAAGUGUCUGAACAGACUUGGUUUCGAAGGUUGUUUUGAAGGGAUCCUAUGUUUUGAGACACUGAAUUCUACUCACAGCAGCACUAAUUCCGACAGCGAAGAUGAACAAAACAAGUUUUUGAUAUAGUUGAACUUGCUUCUCGACUUGGGUAGCACUCAAUCAUAACUUCGUCAAUUGUCUGCAAACCCUCUGAAGCUUCUAUGAACAUGUCAGUAUAGCUGGCAUUAACCCAGAGAAAACAGUCCAAGAAGACGACGAUUCUGAAGAGGAGAAUGAUGGACCUGAAACCAAAAUUGCUGGGACAAUGCAGAUGUUUGCGGAAUCAGUUAGGUAAUCUGUGAUGUAGUCACCUUUUAAGGGCAAUAUAUCACGAAGAUAUGAUGAAACUCCAGGAAGAAAUCAUGGGAUUGGGUCCUGACUUGGCUUCCAUUCUUGAGCAGUUGUAUGUGCAAGAGCAACUGCUAAAGAAAGGCAGCAGAACAAGGAUAAAAGUAAUAGAGAAGAAGCUAGGGGCUGAAAGAAGAGAGUACCAGUAGAUUCAAGGAUAGAGACAGGUUGAGGAGAGGUCCAGUGAUUGAUUGCGAUUCGGUGAGUGCAUGGUUGGUUGGAAGAGCAACAUCAAUUCCUAGACCUUGAAACCAUAUCUUUCCAUCAAGUGGGGUUUACCGAUGAAGUGUCAGCUUGUUGCCAGGCCCUUCUAGAAUCGCUGCAAAGGAUCCAGGAAGUUCAUGUGCCUGUGCCUAAGCCUACAACACUGGCCCAAAAUUAAGAUUUCAGUCAUGCCCCAGCUGGGCACAGCCAGCCUUUGAUAGGAUGAUUUAGCUGAAUAGGGUACAGAUUGAAGUAUACGAGAACAGAACGUUAUCUUGUCGAGGAACUUAUUGAGGAAGGAAGGCCUCAGUAUGACACCUGAUAACAGGACAUAAUGAACUGCAGUAUGCCGAGAUAACUUUGGAAAAAAGAGGGCUGAUUUGCGACGAAGUGUUCAUGGAUAGACUUGAUGGUCCUGCCAAUCUUAUGGUAGUGUCAGAUCUUGACAUGACAAUGGUUGACCAUCAUGUUCAUGAUGAUCACACUUCACAGCUAAGGUUCAAUGCUUUGUGGGAAUCCAGUUACCGUCACGAUUCUUUGUUAGUUUUCUCGACGGGGCGUACAGUUGAAACUUACAAGUGGUUGAAGAAACGCGCACCAAUGUUGACUCCAGAUAUAAUUAUAACAUCUGUAGGAACUGAGAUAGCAUAUGGUGAAUCAAUGGUACCUGACAGUGGCUUUGAGCAAUUUAUUAAUCAAAACUGGGACCGAGACAUUGUCAUGGAGGAAACAGAUAAAUUUCCUCAACUGAAAUAUCAGUCAGAGACACAGCAAAGACAAUAUAAGGUUAGUUUUGACGUAGAGAAGGAGAAAGCCGAGGGGGUGAUGAAGGCUCUCUCAGAGUGUCUUGAAAAAUGUGGGUUAGACGUAAAGAUAAUUUUUAGUGGAGGCCAUGCUUUAGAUGUUGUACCAAAACGUGGAGGUAAAGGGCAGGCUCUUGUCUAUUUACUGAACAAAUUUGGUGAUGGUAAACAACCCCGUAAUACUCUUGUUUGUGGUGACUCUGGAAAUGAUGCCGAGCUCUUCACCGUACCAGAUGUGUAUGGUGUCAUGGUAAGCAAUGCAAUGGAUGAGCUUCUGCAGUGGCACACAGAAAAUGUGAAAAACAGCCCUAAGAUAAUUCAUGCAACUGAGAGGUGUGCAUCUGGAAUCAUACAGGCCAUUGGUCAUUUCAAGUUAGGACCAAACCUUUCACCGAGAGAUGUUAUGGACUUCCCAGAAGGCAGCCUAUCUAACACAAAUCCUGGUCAUGAAAUAGUAAAGUUCUACUUGUUCUAUGAGCGAUGGCGACGUGCAGACAUCGCCAACUCCGGACAACAUAUUCCAAACUUGAAAGCAAUCUGUUACCCAUCUGGAGUUUCUAUCAAUCCGUCUGGACAAGAGCAGCUGCUUCGUGACUGUAUAGAUGAACUACCAAAGUUUUAUGGAGACAAAAAAGGAAAAAAGUUCCGAAUAUGGGUGGAUCGAGUCACCUGUGCACAAAUUGAAUUAGGCUCAUGGUUGGUUAAGUUCGACAAGUGGGAGUUAUCUGAUGAAGGGCCAAAAGGUUGUACUGUUACUGUUGUAUUAUGCACCACGGAAUCUGCACCAGAUAGGUUUGUUUGGAUGCAUAUGCACCAGACAUGGCUGACUGGAUUUGGAGCUACCGAUCAAACUUACAGCUGGUUGUUCUAAAUAAAGGCCUAGAUUGAUUUUCUUCCAUUUUAAGAUUCAUCUUUAAAGUGAUCUAGCUCUGCACAACUCUGUUGUCCUUGUGGCACCGUGAUUUGUUCUUAACUUUUAUAAAUAACUUUAUAUACGCAGAACAA